CACAAACCUAUCCUUCCUCUUCUAAACUCACCCAUACUUAAAUAUUUCCAGCUUUUGUUCUUAUCAUUCUUAUUCAGAGUCUCCAAAAUGGCUGGUGUUGAGGUCGAAAAGAUAGUACCAACCACAGAAGAGAAGACAACAACAACAACCGAGCCAACGACCGAGACGCCUAAGGAAACCGUUCAUACAGAUGACUCAACCACCGCGGUUGAAGUUGAAAUCAAAGGAGAAGAAGCACCACCAAAGGUAGAGAACGAAACCGAGAAAACCGAGAUAGCUCCGGUUACAGAGGAGAAACCAGUUGAAACUCCAGCAGCUGUGGAGGAGAAAGAUGUUAAACCGGCUGCUGAAGCUACCGCUGUUGAUGGCAAGGCAGUGUAAUAAAAAGAAGCUUUCUCUUACCUAUGAGAACAUUUUGUUUCUUCUUAAGUCCUACUAUAUAUAAAUGUGGUAUGAUGAUGAGUUUCGUUUAAUAAUAAGAUUAUUAAGGUGUUAGAAUGCUUAAUGUAAUAUUAUGAGUGAUGAGACCAUUGAGGUGGUGGUGGUCUUGAAGAGAGUUUGAUGUUUGGUUGCUCAAUAAUAUAUUUAUAUAAAAAGAUUUAUAAUGUUCUAAUUUAUUUUAUUUAUACGAA
Messenger RNA from Capsella rubella, 632 nucleotides. RefSeq lists its product as uncharacterized. The transcript is spliced from 2 exons. Bases 88 to 381 code for a protein of 97 amino acids. NCBI's taxonomy places the organism in Eukaryota, Viridiplantae, Streptophyta, Magnoliopsida, Brassicales, Brassicaceae. The record is from RefSeq and is a predicted model, not a curated record.